CGCCACCGCUGCCGCCUCGGCCAGGCCCAGCUGUUUUGCCGCCGAGUCCGAGUCCUCCAUACGGACUCCACCGAGUCCGCCCGAAGGCGCUGUCCGGGACCGCCCGAAGCGCCAGGCACCGAGCCCGAAGCGGGGCCCGAAGAGGCCGCCCGAGUUGGGCCGAGGCCGCCCGAAGCCACCGCCCGAGCAGCGACCGAAGAGGCAGUCUGACGCCCGCCGAACCGAGCCGAAGCUGGCCGCAGAGCCGAGCUAAUGUCCCGAGUGUAGAACCGAGGCUCUCCGAAGUUUCCCGAAGUGCAGAAUCGAGUUAGUACGAAUGGUCCCGAAGCUUCACGAAACCUUACGAGCGUUUCUUCCUCGCUGUCUAGGAAGCUGAUCUGACUGUAGUCUCUAACCGAUGGAGCUGGCUGGCUCUGGGUAGUUUCUCGCCGGCUUCCAACGAAAUUUAGGUUCGCGGACAGACCCUGGAGCCACUAGAUUUUUUCAACCCCCUCUGGCGGCGGCAGAAGCCGAACCCAUACGAGGCCUAGCCGAACUCCGCCGAAUGCCUCCGAGCAGAGUUCUCCGGAGCCUCAGUGCCCGCCUCCUUCUAUCCGAAAGCUCCCGAGUGUUGCCGGACGGGAGAAUCGGGCCUCGGCCGCGGUCGGACGCUCGCUGCAGCGCGCGGCGGGAGGAGCGAAGAUGGCGGGAGGGUGCGGCCAAGAGGCUGCUGGGAUUGUGGCGGACCCAGCGGCAAAAUGGCGGCCGUGCGGCCAGGGAGAGGCUCCUUCAAGGUGCUCUCGUCAGUUCCUCUUCAGAUGCUGUUCCACCUCAGUGGGCUGUACUAUGCUCUGUACUUCCUAGCCACACUCCUGAUGAUUGUGUACAAAAGUCAGGUUUUCAGCUAUCCUUCUAACUGUCUGGUCCUGGAUCUGGUUCUCUUGCUUCUGAUGGGAAUUUUCGAAGUAGCUCAGCUAUACCUAGGCACACAAGGCAACCUGACGGAGGCUGAAGUGCCACUGGCAGCCAGCCUGGCAUUCACAGCAGUCAGUGGCCUCCUUUCUGUUCACUUCCUACUCUGGCAGACCUUGGUCCUGUGGAUGGACUCAGUCCUCAGCACGGUUCUCCUGGUGCUGCAUGGGCUGGAGGCUGGCCUGCAAGUGGUGGUCAUUGCUGACUUCAUCAGGUAGACAGACUGGGACAACCUGCACAGCAGGGCUCCUCAGCCUCCAGCCUGUUCCUUUGCCCAGAAAGGAGGGGAUCUUUUUUAUUGCUUAUCUUAGAUGGUUUAUACAUCUUUUUUAGUGAGGGGGGUACAAGACCUCACUAGAGAAGGACAAACUUAGAAGCUUGAAGAUGGCCAUCAUGGACAAUAGUCUAGUGAAUCCCAGAGAUGUGUACCCAUGUCCUGUGCUGGGGUGCUGACUAUAGCAGGACCACCAGUGACCCCCAGGCUAGUGAAAGGCAAAGCCUCUCAGGAAGUCAUCGGCCGGGACAGCCCUGCAGCUCCACCUUGUCUCGGCCCCAGAAACACAGAAUCCUGGAGGAGAACUUGGCCGUGCUGGUCUGCCACCAUGUGUUUUCUCACACACGGAUUACUGAGUUCUGUGCUUCCCGCACUGGCCCCGGGUCUUCUUCUGAGAGCCUGUUGUACUUAGUUGCCAGACUUUGGUCCAGAGCUGGGAUCCCCCUGGAGCUGCAGGAUGGCAGGCCUUGUGUUCCAGUGUCCCUCCAAUUUGCCUCCCCAUCAGGCCAGCCCUGAAUGAAACGGCUUGGUUUCCAAAAGGAAACAAAAGCAAAUGUAUCCCAGGUCUGGUGGCACACAAACCUUUAAUCCCAGCACCCAAGAGGCAAAGAUGGGUAUAUGUUUGUAAGUUCAAAGCCAGCCUGUCUGGUCUACAUAGUAAUUUGAGGGUCACCCAGGGUUACAUGGUGAGACUGUGUCUUUAAAAAAAAAUAUGCAGGCCAGAGAGCUGGGUAUUAUGGCCAUCUCAGCCAUGUUCAGGGCUGGAGGUAGGGCUGGGGAAGUUCCAGGGAGCAGAAGACAGAAUAAAAGAACAACUUUUAGUCAGGUUGUCUGGGAGUCACAGUUCACCAAACUGCAGCCUUUGUAGAGUGCCAAGUGAGUUUCAUCUCCUCUCCUCCUAGCCUGUUUUUUCUCAAAAAGCAUUUAAGCAGUAUUUUUUUUUACAGUUUCUGUCAUUCUGUUAGGUGUUUUCUGUUUACAAUGCUAUGCUCAAUUAUCUAGUUUCUCUUUUAAAAAAAUAAAUAAGUAGUUAUGCCGUCA
Rattus rattus (black rat) is the source of this 2266-nucleotide messenger RNA. It is a transcript of the gene Tmem80, whose product is annotated as transmembrane protein 80. Gene Ontology annotation, cellular component: ciliary transition zone. Bases 738 to 1169 code for a protein of 143 amino acids. The record is from RefSeq and is a predicted model, not a curated record. The transcript is spliced from 5 exons. Gene Ontology annotation, biological process: non-motile cilium assembly. NCBI's taxonomy places the organism in Eukaryota, Metazoa, Chordata, Mammalia, Rodentia, Muridae.